AUGAAAGAAAUGGAACUCAAUUCGAUUUUGAAUGCAAAUCUUAGCAAACAACGAUGGGUUGAUCAAAUCAGCAAGAAUUUCAAAGACGAAGUUGGUGUCGACGUUAGCGAUGUUCCUGUCUGCGUUUUUAACGUCUCGAAAGCCAUAAGCCGGUUCAAACCUGAAGCUUACGUGCCUCAAGCUAUAGCUUUGGGACCUUAUCACCAUUUCGAGACUCAUCUCUACCAAAUGGAAAGGUACAAAGUUGCAGUUGUUAAAGCGUUUUUAAACCCUGGUCAAGUCCUUUCCUUCGAGCCGUUGGUGAUCGAUAGACUCAGAAAGAUCGACCCCAUGAUUCGUGCUUGUUACCACAAGUAUCUAGACCUUGAUGACGACACGUUAGCAUGGAUUGUGGCGAUUGACGGCUUGUUUUUACUCUAUCUGUUUAGAAAUCACGGUGAAUUGGAGCGAUUCAUACCUAAGAAGUUGUUGAAUUACGCUAUACUCUAUAGAGACAUAAUGGUACUCGAAAACCAGAUGCCAUUGAUGAUCUUGAAUGAAAUACGAAAGAUCCUCGAUGAUGAUCAUAGUAAUGGCGAUUCUGAGUUACUCUCGAUGCUGAGAGGGUUUUGUGAGGUAUAUUCUCCACUCAAAUUAUGUUGCGAUUUGGAUUAUUCUGAUAAAACAGCGACUAGCUAUUUGCAUUUGCUCGAUCUUAUGUACCAUUUAAUCGUCAAUAACCAAUCGCCUAAACAAGCUUCUAAGCAAGAAUCAUGGCACCGGGAAAUAGAUGAUGAUGAUCGAGAGAUAGCAAAGAAACACCACGUUAUCGGAAACAUGGGAACGAUCAUGGAAUUAGGGGAGCAAUUAGGGAAGGUGAGAAGAGUCGGGAAAGCGAUCAAUGUCAUAUUAAGCAUCCCGUGGGACAAAAUAUCGAGUUUACUAGGGUUUGGCAAAAAGCUAGACAAAGACGAUGGCGAUGAUCAUCCUCGUGUCACGGAAAUUGAAAUCCCCUCGGUGUCAUCUCUUAGCAAAUACGCUCGGAUCAACUUCAAUUGUACAAACGGAGGGAUUAGGGACAUGAAAUUUGUGGUGACCGAAGCCACACUAUACCUUCCGGUAAUUACUCUCAACACUUACUCGGAAGUCGUGUUACGAAAUCUGAUUGCUUAUGAAGCCGCUAUCUCGAGAUCAGCCAUGGAAUUGGCGCAAUUCAUCGAUUUGAUGAGUGGGAUUAUAGAUCAGGAAGCGGACGUGAGGCUGCUAAAGGGAAAGGGCAUAAUCGAAGGCAGUAUGACAAAUAAAGAGAUCGUGGAUCUCUUUAAUGGGAUGAAUAUGACGAAUGUGCACGCAAGAAGUAACGAGACUGUUGAACAACUUAACGAAUAUUACAACAGUAGGCCGGCGAUCAAGGCGUGGAAGUUCACGAAAAAACGCAUGCGUGGCUCGAGAAAAGCAUUGACCGUCAUGCUUACGGUUUUGGCGUGCAUUUUGAUGAUCGUGUACUCGUUUUGUGAAGUCUACGGAUGUCCAAAGUUAUUUAACAAAAUAACGUAG
Cynara cardunculus var. scolymus (artichoke) is the source of this 1536-nucleotide messenger RNA. Its product is annotated as putative UPF0481 protein At3g02645. The transcript has a single exon. The record is from RefSeq and is a predicted model, not a curated record. Bases 1 to 1536 code for a protein of 511 amino acids. Lineage: Eukaryota; Viridiplantae; Streptophyta; Magnoliopsida; Asterales; Asteraceae.